AUGUCCGCUGUUCAGACUAUCACGGUGCCCACCCAGCCCGAUAUUCAGUAUCACCCUGAAUAUGAAAAGUACAAGGAACGUACUCGUCGUCGAAAAGAAACCGAGACUUUGCAGUCCACUUUGCCUGCAAACUUCCCACAGAAGUUGGUAUCGCCGCUAGUCUGGGAAGGAAAGGAUGUUGAGAAACGGGAUGACUGGAUCUAUCAGCUGAGCGAUGACCAGCUGGAUGAGCUCGACGCUGCUUUGAAGAGAUUCAAAGCUCUCAAUCUUUCCUUGGGCCAUAUCAAUCAGUCGACUUUCCCUCUGCCGAAUCUUCGGCCUGUUCUUCGGGACCUUUCGAAGGAGAUCCACACCGGUCGAGGGUUCGUCGUUCUCCGGGGUUUGCGAAUCGAUGAUUACUAUCGAGAAGAAAACAUCAUUAUCUACACCGGCGUAUCUUCCCACAUCGGCAAUAUUCGAGGACGUCAGCAAGAAGCUCGACUGGCAGAUGGCACUUCGCCCGUGAUAUCCCAUAUCAAAGACCUCACCAGCACAGUCGAGAAGAGCCUAAUCGGGGCUCCUUCAAACACGGCUGAUAAGCAGGUUUUCCACACGGACGCUGGCGAUAUCAUCUCACUCCUCUGUCUGAACCGAGCCGCAGAAGGAGGAGAAAGUUAUCUGUCUAGCAGCUGGCAUGUGUAUAACAUCCUGGCGAAGGAAAGACCCGAUCUUAUUCACACUCUAUCUCAGGAUUGGCCAGUCGAUGGCUUUAAUAACCCAGCAAAGCCUUACAGCCUCCGCCCACUUCUAUACCACCAACCAGCCACUGCCACUACGCCAGAGAGAGUCCUAAUUCAGUAUGCAAGACGAUACUUCACCGGAUUCCUAGCUCAGCCCCGAUCGAAGGGUAUCCCCCCUAUUACGGAAGCACAGGCUGAGGCGCUCGACGCUUUACACUUCCUGGCGGAAGAGCACAGUGCCGCUCUUGAUUUCCAGAAAGGCGAUGUGCAAUAUGUGAAUAAUCUCAGUAUUUUCCAUGCACGCAAUGGGUUUAAAGACAGUCCCGGUAAAGAGCGUCAUUUAUUGAGACUUUGGCUGCGAGAUCCUGAAAAUGCAUGGGAAACACCCCAGGAGCUCCAAGACCGCUGGGAUAUAGUCUACAAAGAUGUUGUAGAGGAUAAGCAGGCGUUCCCAUUGGAGCCGGCAAUUCGCAGGAAUGUGGGAGCGUGA
Messenger RNA from Penicillium vulpinum, 1209 nucleotides. RefSeq names its product TauD/TfdA family dioxygenase. NCBI's taxonomy places the organism in Eukaryota, Fungi, Ascomycota, Eurotiomycetes, Eurotiales, Aspergillaceae. The transcript is spliced from 4 exons. Gene Ontology annotation, molecular function: oxidoreductase activity. The coding region runs from base 1 to 1209 and encodes 402 amino acids. The record is from RefSeq and is a predicted model, not a curated record.